CGGAUUGUGACCACUCAGCGAAUACAAGUAGUUAUAUCUUUUUUGUCAGGAGAACUGUUUAUUAUAACUUUAAGAUCAACGAUCUUUGUUUGUACAAAUACGAUGACCUCUUUGUACUAUCCAAACAAAUCUCCCUCUACUUUCAAUUCAUAUCAGUAGUAGAUCUGCUGUUAUCAUUGUGCAGUCAAAAUCUCAGUUACUCUUGUUCUUGGUCUAUUUUAAAUUAAUUACAAUGAAUUACUCUGAAUUAAUGGAUAAAGUAGAAGGAUUUGAUGAAAAUGAACUGAAUAAUUUUGUUUCUAAAGUUAAAGAUUGGGCACUUAUGCAUGGUAUCGGUAUGAGGUCAAAAAAUAAUUUUGAUGAAAAUUCCUUAGUCGUCGCACCAUUCACCCUAUUUCCUUCUCCUAUAGCAAAAGAUUGCUUUAACAGAGCAAUUAGAGCUCAAACUUUACUAAACAAGCUGUUACAUCGACUUGCUUAUGAUCCACAGUUUCUGGAUUAUGCCUUAGCUAGUGUUUUAGAACAUGACGAAUUCACAAGGAAGCUGUAUGAAAUUUACACUGAAAUAAGAAAAACUGAGCCAGCCCAGAGGAUAUCAUGCGGUCUUUUCCGUUGCGACUACUUUCUGCAUUCUGACGGCUCCUUAAAACAAGUUGAAAUGAAUACUAUUUCUUCAAGUAUGUCUGGACUAAUUCAUAGCCUCGGAUAUGCCCACAGAUAUGUUAUUAAACAAUUGGGAAUGGAUCAACAUCUUAAUCAUAUACCUGUAAAUUUAGCCCUUUCACAAUUAUGUCAAGGCCUUAUAGAAGCUUGGAAACUUUACAGUGUCAAACGUGCCGUUAUAAUGUUUGUUGUGGAGGAUGUUACCUAUAACAUAUGUGACCAGAGGUUUAUGGAGUUCGAAACGCAAAACUUAAAUAGUGAUGUGAGAAUAAUACGAAGAAGUUUCAAUCAAUUACUAGAACAAGCAAAGCUUGGUGAAAAUAUGGAACUUCUAGUAGGCAAAGAUGAAGUAGCGGUAAUUUACUACCGAUGGGGUUACGAUCCUAGCCAUCACACAGAUGAAACAUGGUCUUUAAGGUUGAUGAUGGAGAAAUCAAAGGCGAUCAAAUGCCCCAGUAUACAGUAUCAUUUAGUGGGAGCCAAAAAGGUUCAGCAGGUGUUAUGUUUUCCUGGAAUUCUAGAGAAAUAUAUUUCAAACAAAGAGGAAGUCGAAAUGAUCCGUGAUUUGUUUGUCGAUAUUUAUCCACUUGAUGAGAGCCCAGAAGGAGAAGAGGGUUAUAAAUUAGCCAUGACACAAUUCAAUCGCUUCGUUCUGAAACCGCAGAGGGAAGGAGGUGGAAACAAUAUCUAUGGAGACGACAUUCCUAAACAUUUACGCAGUAUUUCUCGUAAGGAUGCUGCAGCUUUCAUUCUGAUGGGUCUGAUAGAGCCUGUACCCUGCAAGAAUAUUUUGGUCAAACAGGACUAUGUCGGCAAAGGUGAUGUAGUCUCUGAGCUGGGAAUAUAUGGUAUCAUUGUUGGGAAUGAGAAUGAAAUUUUUGUGAAUGAAGAAGCUGGUCAUAUGCUGCGUUCAAAGCUGGUGAGUUCACGAGAAGGAGGAGUCGCUGCAGGUGAUGGAUUACUCGACAGUCCUUAUAUUGUAUAAUAGGAAAUUUGCUGGUGGGAAAUUUUUGGUGCACAUAAAUAAUAUUUUGUAACAAUCAUUUAAUCUAUUGUUGUUUUUCAUUACUGAACUAGUUUAGAGAGAAGAUAUCUUAAUGCAGAAGUUACCAUAUGAUGAAUAUUUUUUAAUGAUUGUUAUUCCUAGAUAAAAAAAAAAAUGUAUUACCAAUAUUAAUACUCAGCAAUAAGUGCACAGUUAUGACUAAUUUAAACAACUGAUACCUAUUACAGAGGAACAAAGAAACUACUGUGACCAGCGAAAUAGAAUUGUAAUUUAAGAGCUACAAAUUGUUAUGGGAUCUCCAGAAAUCAUUACUAUCCAAUGUUGAACCAAAUCUUGUUUAUUUCUUCUAAAUUUAAGUUAUGGGAUUAAAAUAUUUGGCAAUGGCCUAAAUCAUAGAUGGAGAACCGUUUUAUCAUUAUAGACUACAUUAAGGUCAGGCAGUGAAAAUGGAGGCCGCAAUAAUGUUUUUAUAUUUUGCUGUUGCUAUUUUUAUUUAUAAGUAAAUAGACACACUCAUUUGCAUACAUAUAUUGAACUUAAUUCUAAUUAUUUUCAAAUUUUGUAACAUAAAUAAUUAAAUUUUAAUUAAUUCUAAUGCGAUAUUAAUAAAGACCAAGCAAAAAAUAUCAGUUUCAUUCAGCCUCAGGGCCGGCCCCUGGUUCCCCACAUUUGGUCUAAAUUGUUUAUUUACAAAUAGAAUUUUUUCCAACUGAGAAAUUGAGAACUGCAGUAGCUGAUUAUAUUGAACCCACAGAAUAAAUAUUGACCAUCUCCCUCAGGCUAUGGUUGAUAACCCAC
This is a messenger RNA of Nezara viridula (southern green stink bug), 2467 nucleotides long. NCBI's taxonomy places the organism in Eukaryota, Metazoa, Arthropoda, Insecta, Hemiptera, Pentatomidae. The record is from the annotation of a GenBank genome assembly.